Messenger RNA from Brassica napus (rape), 3405 nucleotides. RefSeq names its product WRKY transcription factor 55-like. Bases 650 to 1507 code for a protein of 285 amino acids. Gene Ontology annotation, molecular function: sequence-specific DNA binding; DNA-binding transcription factor activity. Lineage: Eukaryota; Viridiplantae; Streptophyta; Magnoliopsida; Brassicales; Brassicaceae. Gene Ontology annotation, biological process: regulation of DNA-templated transcription. The record is from RefSeq and is a predicted model, not a curated record. The transcript has 3 exons.
UGUCAAGGAGUGUGUCUCCACUUUAAGAAAUAAAUGUUUAACAAUUUCACAUUGAAAUCUUAAGUCUUCGCCUAGACUUCUAGGAAAAUCUUGAAACAAAAUACAAACAUUAAUUAAUUUUGUUAAUCAUAUAUAGAAGACCAUGACUUUGUUUUCUUCCUUUGGGCAACAAGAAGACCGUGACUUGGUCAACAUAUUACUACCAGUUCGUCUACCGUGUUUAGCCAAACACGAUCUCCCCUUGCUAUAUCGAAUUCUCCGACCAGGUCAAUGUGUUACCACUAGUUAGAUCUUUGGGCAGGGCUUUACUAAAAAAAUGUUUUAUAGUGUUAAUGAACAAAUUUGUUGUUUAAUAUUGUGAAAUAGCCUAAAAGCUUGUUCUUGAUUCUUGGACAUACUUUACUUAUCGUUUAAGAAAAAAAAACAUUUUAACUUAACCUCCGUUUGAAUAUUUUAACAUAAGAAAAAAAAUCACAAACUUUGAAUAUUCUGCAUAUUCAAAGUUUCGAUAGAGUUGGAACCAACACCGAAGCUAACUGUUGGCACUAACCAUCAUUUACGUAUCUCUUCGUCUAUAUAUAUAUAUAUACAUGCGUAUGAAUAAAUUUAAGUUAUGUAUACUCGUACAAAUUAGAAAACUAAAUUAAAAAUGGAAGAGGUAAUGUCAAUGAUCUUCCAAGGAUUGAAACUGGUUAAGGAGCUUGAGUCAAGCUUACCGGAAAAGUCACUAGAAGCUCUAUCGACCUCUCUCGACGAGAUCACGAGAACAUUUGGUGAUGCAAACGAGCGGCUGAAGAUAGUUCUUGAAUUCAGAAACUCGGUGGUUGUGUCUUGUUCAGACCAGUUGCUAAUGCAGAAUGAACCGGGUCUGAUGCAAGAGUAUUGGUUUAGGUGUGGCGGGUCCACGUCAUCUCAGGGAACCAAAGCCAUGACUCAAAGGCAGAUCAUGGCCGUUGAAGAUGGAAGAAGAAACUUGACGCCUGCAGAAAGAUCAGGCGGCUCCAGUAGCAAUCCUUCCACGCCAAGACAACGCAGAAGGAAAAACGAAGGAGGAGAACACGUGGUGUUGAUGGCGGCGUUAAGGACAGGAAACAUAAAUCUACCACCUGACGAUAACCAUACUUGGCGUAAAUACGGUCAAAAGGAAAUUCUCGGUUCUAAGUUUCCUAGGGCGUACUAUAGAUGCACCCACCAAAAGUUAUACAAUUGUCCAGCUAAGAAGCAAGUACAACGCCUCAAUGACGAUCCCUUCACCUUCCGAGUCACUUACCGUGGUUCACACACUUGCCACAUCUACUCAACCGCUUCCGCCGCUGCCCCCACCACUCCAGUUACAACUAGCUUUUCCCUUGACUACGGUCCCCCUUUCUUCGACAUGGCUGAUGCUAUGAUGUUUGGUAGCAGUGGGAUUGGGGCCAACAUGGACAUAUAUCCUUUCAAUGAUCCAAGUCAUCAUGACGAUCACUGUUACCGGCGGUCGGAAGACGGCGACGACGGAGACAAGUAAGAUUCAUGUAUCUAUACAUAGAAACUAGAAAGGACAUGUCUGAUUUAAUUUAUUAUUACUAUCAAAAGUUCUGCAUCAUUACUCGUGAUUCUAGUUUGUAUCUAGUGGGAAUCAAUUCUUUGAGUAGUUCGCUUUUACAAUGAAAAGUGUUUUAUUUUAAUUAUUGUAUAGUUUCCUUCUCAUUAUCUGUUUAAUUCAUUGCUUUUAAGGUAUUGUGAAAACAUUUUUGAGAAUGCAAGUACUUUUUUGAAAUAAUUGAUAAAAGUUGUGUUAGGGUUUUGAUUAUUUUUUGAAUAAUGAUAAACUAUCUAUUUACCUAAUAAAUUGUAAAAGCUUAGUUUCCACAAUCCCUUUUUUAAAUCCAUAUUUCAAUACAAAUUUCUAGAAGGAGCUCAUUUCCUCAAAAUAUCUUCUUAAAAUAAAAUCAGAGUUUAGUUUAAACUUUAAACAGAUAUAAUUGGCUCUGAAAUAGAACAUCAAGUAACCAGAAUUUCUGACAACAAAGAGAAAAGCGCAAAGUAAUCAGAUAAUCAUUAUCCUAUAAUAUAUUGUCUACACUUUUUCAGUACAAGGUACAUUUUCUUACAUAAAUAAAUAUGCAAUUUCGAUACGUUUAAAAUAAAUCAAAACUAGGGGAUAAAUUGUUAUCUUGUCAGCAUCUCACAUAUUGGCAUGAACUUGUUGGUGUUUCUUCCUUUUUGUUGAUGUCUUUUUUUUUUAUACUAAAGAAUACAAAUAGUUAAAGAGGAGUCUUCAGUGUCAAAAUCAGCUAUUUGAGUGGAAUCUUUGGUCCCUUCACCGUUACUAUUCAUCAUGCAUGCGGCCUUCGUUUUGCCCUUUGUUCAUCAUCUGUACUUGUUAUGUCGAUCGACAGAGAAGACAUUCUAUCUUCGGUUAUCUGAUAUUUGUGAAAUACGUAAAAGAUGUUUAAGGUGUUAAACGAAUUAUAUCUUUUAGUUUACUUACAGGGGUUUAAACCACACAAUAAGACUCAUCAUAUCUCGUGACCAAGUAUCUAAGGAUUCAUACAUCUUAUAAUUUAUUGAAUAAAUAUAUAUAUAGAUAUUCAUAGAAUGAAUCUUUUUAAACUAUCACAAGUAAACAAAAAUGUCUGAACCAGUUUGUUAAUUUUUGUUUUUGAAAUGUAGUAAAUUUUAUUUAUAUCAAUGUAAUAUUAAAAUUUCUCAAAUUUUUUUUUUUUUGCUAACCGAGUAUCCUGGCUCCACCGAGGUGGUUCAGACUAGAGACCGAAGUGAGCAUGGACGCUGCCAGGACGUCACUAUGUCGCUCACCGUAUAACGGUCUUCGGUCUCGGGUGCUGCAGUCCACAUGUAAAUUCCGCAGUGGCCAAAGCUCGAGCCAGGGGCGGGCACUGCAGCUGGAGUUCUCAAAUUCUUGGAUAUUUUCAAAGAUAUGUGCAUCAGACGAGUGAAAUGAACUUUGUUUGUAUAAAAGAGUACAUGUACGGAACAUAAAUUAUUUAAUUUGCGUCACAACCGAAUACAUUAUUAUCGGUUAGUUAAUUUUUGUUUUGUUGUUUCAGCAAGCAUUAAUUAAUGCCCUAGUGUAUACGGCAAUGCUUAUGUAAGGACAACAACAAAAAGACAAAGCACGACAAUUGCGAGAUGAAUUUGUCCCAGUUUCUUCCUUUUUAGCACCAAACAUGCAUAGCCGCAAUUUGAAUGGAUAAGUCUCUUUACACUCUUUAGGUAAUCAAUCAUAUAUCACAAACAUGGAUUAAAAAUAAUAAAUGCAGUAACAAUCAAAUAAGCAAAACAAUAAUCUAGUGGAACUGUCGCAGUUGGUGAUUGGCUUAUUCUAAUUAAUCGUUUCAUUGGUAAUCCAUUAACCAAGUCGUUGCACUGGCACCUUUAAUGUGGCCAACAUACAAAACAUCU